CCUUAGAAACCGCACCAAAGAUUUACCAACUCUCAAUGAAGGUAUCACUCGUUCUUUACGUCCUGGCGUGCGCCUUCUCGGCCAUGGCCUCCAGCAUUCGCCGUAAGCACUCUAACGACGCCGACAACAACGCGGAGAACUUCCAUCCCCACGAGGGCAUCCCCCACAUUGCCAAGUACGAAUACAACAAGUACUACGAUGAAGAAACCAAUGAAGAGUCGUAUCAAGGCAAGGCUAUGACCUGCGUCCCCCGCGAUAAACUCGAGGCCCUUCUCAACCAGUACAUCUCGACCUUCUCAGGUAUCGAAGACGGCGGCAGGAUGGCGAAGAAGACCUUUGAUGAGGACCUCAAGAUAUACUCCCAGACCCGAUGGUGGAUAACCACUGCCGUAGGCGGUGAUCUUGAGAAGAAUAUCGAGAAGUGGGCCAAGACCGAUAGUUUCCCUCCAAUCUUUAAAAAUCGCGCCCAGUUUAUUAAGGCACUCAUCCGCAAGAAUAAUCCUAACCAAUGGAAGAAGGGAUUGGUCACCUACGGUUGCAAUACCUUCACCUUCUACUGGAAGGGCGACUUCUCAAUCCCCGAGUACCCGACCGUAGGCCGCACCUUUGGCAUCCACAUAGUGUUCGUGAACCCUAAGACCAGCAGGGUCAAUAAGGUGUACGCAGAGUAUAACUCAUUAAACCAUAUGUAUAACCUUGGCGCUCACAUCACUUGGGCUAAGGAUCCCGUGUGCUGCGAUUGCCCUCCCUUUGUUACUAGCUGCAAGUGUCCUAUUUAGUAGGCGCUGGAAUUAUGAAACUUGUAUUUUUUCCUGUCAGAUGUGGAACUCGAUAGCCAGGCUUUUCAAUGUUCAGACCUCUAGACUCAAUUUGGCAGACGGGGCUGCACUUGGGAGUCUCUUUUUGCUAAACGAUUAGCUGAUCGGAUGGAUGGAGAGUUCACUCCUAACGAUGCUUAGCUAUAGGCAAUAUAAGAAGGGACUCUAUACUUUUA
Molecule: messenger RNA, 994 nt
Organism: Fusarium oxysporum Fo47
Lineage: Eukaryota; Fungi; Ascomycota; Sordariomycetes; Hypocreales; Nectriaceae
Exons: 2
Coding region: 36-779 (247 amino acids)
Source: RefSeq, a predicted model, not a curated record